ACGACCUUUCGUCGAUACAGUACCAUAUCACCACAUGGCGCAAGUGCCCCUCCAGGCCAUCAAGCAGGAGCUGGAGCGCGCGUUCUUGAAGGAACGAGACAGUUCCAAGUGGACAAUUGAGCGCUAUGACGAGUUGAGUGGGCUGUUGGACAAAGCCCUUGACAACGGACUUGGUGAACCUCGGGACAAGCAUGGCAUCGGUGCCGCCACCCUUGUCCAAGCGGCGCUCAAUGCAUGCAAUGUAUUUGAGAAAGCGCAGAUCAAAACCCAAUUGAGCCAGUCGCCGGGGGCGGACUACGUCCGCGCCUGCAACGGCAAAACAGUGAUCAUUGAGGAGUGCAGUCGCAUUCUCAGUGGUCUGAACUGCUUGAGCCAGCAGUCUUGGAACGACGCGAUUGUCGCCCCAGAGCUGAACGGCCCCAUCUUCCAGAACUCGCGCAUUGAAACGAUGGCGUUUGAUGUGCGAUCCAACGUCAUCGGGGUCCGCAAAGCCUUUCGACGCAUCGAUCCCGACGUUCGCCGCGUGGACGAGGGCCUGCGUAUGGUGGGCGACGUCGUGUCCCAGUACGACUGUCUCGUCCAAAGCGUGGAGUCUGAAGUGGCGUCGAGGGAGCGCUUGGAAGUCGACGCGCGCAACAACAUGGACAGAACCAAGUCCCAGACCACCGCCGCCAUCGCGCACGGAAUGGACCGGACAACCACGUCGGACAUGCGAAAGUGCUCGCUGAUGAAUGCCGUGGCAACGCGGGCGACUGCGAUCGAGAUGGUCGACUUGCAGCACAUUCUGGCCGAGCAGAUGCAGCAUGCUUCCGAAGGACGACUAGGAAACGACGACCCGGCAAUGCCCAACAACGGCGACGACGAACAGUUUGCCCAGUCGCUUUUUGCAGGCCCCGACGACGGCACGGAAGCCACCGCGUUAUCCACCAUGACCAGAUUGAGAGCCAAGCGCUCCCAACGACAGCUCGAGCAGCGCUUGGCGACCGUGAAACAUUUAGAGGGAUUGCAAACUCAAGGCAGUGUUACGGUACCUGAGGACCAACCAAAACCCCGCGAUGAUGCCCCGACCGGCGUUGCACUGGAUGAUGGGGGGGGGGCUCGUCGCAGCCGAUCUGUCACAUACAAGGCCAAGACGGAAGCGGAACGCGUGCGGCUGGACGACAUGCGCAAAGCACGAGAGGCAGUGGAUGAAGGGGUGGACGACACGGACGCGGAGAAGAGCCAGCGCGCCGACGCCCGCAAGUUUCUCAUGAAGUACACUGGCGACGUGUGGCGCGCAGUGGCCGAGGGCGACUUGGACGUCGUGCAAAAGUUCUUUCUGGUCGAUUCCACGGCCAAGUUGCUCAACAUGCACAACAAGGAGCCCAGGCAAGGCCGCCGCACGCUGCUGCAUGCUGCCGCAUGGCGUGGCCAAGAGUCGAUUGUCGAGUAUUUGCUACACUUGGGGGCCGAAGUGGACGCGAUCGACACGAUUCACAGCAAGUCAACGGCGCUGAUCGAAGCAGCGCGGGCAGGCCAUCGCGGUGUUUGCAAGCUGCUGCUGGACCACGGGGCCUGCCUCACCCACCAAGAUGCACAUGUACAGAACACUCCACCAAACGCAUGCCAUGAGAAAGGAGGUUCGUGAUCGCAUGGAGCUUUAGGGGGACACGGCCGUGCACUGGGCCGCGAGGCGCCAGUGGCACAGCCUCGUGGUGUUCCUCGUCAAGCAUGCGGAAGUGGUCACGCAGCAUUCCACCGUGCGCGUGUUUGCUUUGGAGGUUUGUAUGAAGACACGGGAUACGUGGCAAAUCUAUAUACAUGUACCGUGUCGAUAGAACUACCAAGGCUUCACCUGCCUCGACGUGACCAAGACGUCGUACUUGACCGAGCUGGUGAAGCGGACGUUCAACAUCACCCCCAUCUCGUCGCGCGACCAACGACGACAGGCCAAGCGACUCGGGCUCAAGAAGAUGCAGCGGGCGUCGCUACGCAUGGUCAUGCCGUCGUCAGCGGCAGGGCCGAGUGCGUACCCGCAAGUCGACGACUUGUUCGAUAGCGUCGUGCAAGCCAAGGCGCAAGUCUUGGACGGACUCAACACCCUCGGCCUUGGUCUCGAAACGUUUGCGUACACUCGUUAGAAAUGGCAAGAUAUUCGUGCAUCCUGGAAUGGUGUCUGUAGUAUUGGAUAUGUCGCGCCAUUGGAAACUCCCUUGAGCCAAUGACCUUUAAAUGCCAUCCAUGGAUUCGAUGGCGGCUGUCAUCUUCAACGAUACUAUGAAAGUAAAAGUAGUACACAACUUGCAAUUG
This is a messenger RNA of Aphanomyces astaci, 2289 nucleotides long. RefSeq lists its product as hypothetical. The record is from RefSeq and is a predicted model, not a curated record. The coding region runs from base 35 to 1627 and encodes 530 amino acids. Gene Ontology annotation, molecular function: protein binding. The transcript is spliced from 9 exons. NCBI's taxonomy places the organism in Eukaryota, Oomycota, Saprolegniomycetes, Saprolegniales, Verrucalvaceae.